This is a messenger RNA of Acaulospora morrowiae, 625 nucleotides long. The record is from the annotation of a GenBank genome assembly. Lineage: Eukaryota; Fungi; Glomeromycota; Glomeromycetes; Diversisporales; Acaulosporaceae.
AAAUUGAUACAAUGCUAUUUGAUUUGCCCGGGGUUGAAAAAACAUCUGAGUACCAAACCAUAGUGGGUUCGGAAGGACAACAAGAAAGUGCAUUGGCGAAUUUGGAACAAAGAAAAUUUAUUUCUAAAUGGAUACCAUACGAGGAAUUUUCGGAAAUAGAAAAAAUCGGUCAGGGUAGAUCGAGUCAAGUUUAUAAAGCGAUCAGAUAUAAGAAUGGAAAUAAAAUGAUGGCAAAGGAAAAAAAAGUAGCACUGAGGAUCCUCAAUAAAUCUCAAAAUCUGGAUUCUGAAUUUUUAAAGGAGCCAAAAUUAGAAUUCUUAUUUUCAAAGAAGCAUAAGCGCAUAAAUGAAUGUUACGCGAUUUCACAAGAUCCUACAACUAUGAAUCAUAUCCUUGUUAUGAGAUAUAGACCUAUUGAUUUAAAAGUUUAUUUGCAAGCCAACUUUACGAAAAUCACUUGGUUUAACAAAAGAGAGAUAUUGAAUAAUGUCGCAUUAGGAAUUAUGUCAAUUCACAGAUGGAAUAUAAUUCAUCGAAGUUUACAUAGCGGUAAUUUGUUAAUGGCAAAAGGACAACCAAAUCCUGUAGCUGAAAUUGAUUUGGGAUUUAAUCAAACCGCGGAAGG